AUGACCCCCAAAACCGAUGUCGACUCCGACAGUGGCUAUGGGCUUUACAAGCACUACCGGACGGGGACCGAUCUAAACUCGGCGUCUGCGGUGGCCUUGAGUCCCGACUUGGCUGAAGAACUUGCUGAGCUCUAUUUUCAGAAUAAUCAGGCCGGCUUCCCAUAUUUAUUCCAUCAGGCGACUUUUAUGGAAGAUGUUCGAAUGGGAACCAUUCCUCUCAUUCUCCUGUAUGGGGUGAUCGGCCUCUCCGCCCGGUUUUCGCAGCAUGCUAUUCUUAGAGAAAUCAACCCUUGGGAUCGGGGAGGACCCUAUGCAAAAGAGGCUGAGCGCUUACUCGAUCUUCACAAUUUAUCCCUGACGACUAUCCAAGCCUGCAUGUUGCUGGCCCUGAAUUUUGCCAUCGAAGGGGAAUCUGAAACGGAGUGUAUUUACUUUGCCAUUGCUUCACGGAUGGGAAUGAUCUUAGACCUCCCAAACGCGGCGGGGAAGACUCCUUACGAAUUGGAACUCAACCGGAGAGUCUGGUGGUCUAUCGUGACUACCGACACGUGGAGCUCAGCUAACCUCUGUCUUCCACGAGCUAUUAAGCUGCAAGACGACAUCCUAUUACCUGUGGACGAAGUGACAUUCGCUCGGAUGAGCCCUAAAACACCGUUUCCCAUCGACCCUUACGAUGGCCGACAGUCGAGCCCAACACCGGAACCUUCGUUGUCGGCGCUGGCUCACCUGGCUCAACUAAAUAAGCUCCUCUACGAGAUUUACCGACUAAAUGCCACCAUCAUUGAUGAGAACUUGGGCAUAGCUGCGGCGGAGGAAAAGGGCUUCGGGCAUAUCUUCUCCACAAUUCACAUCAACUACAACCAUGCUGCCCAGCUCCUCUUCUAUCAAUUUCUGUAUGCGAGUCAAGUUGCUAGUGAGGGUUGCUCGCUCGGUCCCGCAGAGGCCUACGCCAGGAGGUGCAAGCAGCAUGCUGCCGCUCUGUGCGAUCAGGUCUACAACGCGAGGGAGGAAUACGGGGUCGAUAUACGAUAUAGUAUCAUUAGUCACAUACUAGUCAUGGCAUCGACGGUCCAGAUCCACAGCCUGCUGUUUAGCCUGGAUGACGACGAAAUUGCACUUGCCAAGGUUCGUCUGGAGCGGAACUUCGAGACAAUCACACGCCUGCACACGUACUGGCCGAACGUGUCAGCGUCAUUUAGCCGACUUCGAGCCUUCCAUCGGGCCUGUUUAAAAAGCAUGCACACGUCCUUCCGUCUGGACCGAUGGAUGCUAAGGUUUAUGCUGGAGUUUUCUCGGUCGAUAGAGGACAAAGACGAGGAAACGGUGGCCUGUUCGGAAGAUUCCAAGCCGUUCGACCAGCUAAGAUAUCUCCUUGAGCGAUAA
Messenger RNA from Penicillium crustosum, 1383 nucleotides. RefSeq names its product fungal specific transcription factor domain-containing protein. Gene Ontology annotation, molecular function: DNA binding; zinc ion binding. Gene Ontology annotation, biological process: DNA-templated transcription. The transcript has 3 exons. Gene Ontology annotation, cellular component: nucleus. NCBI's taxonomy places the organism in Eukaryota, Fungi, Ascomycota, Eurotiomycetes, Eurotiales, Aspergillaceae. Bases 1 to 1383 code for a protein of 460 amino acids. The record is from RefSeq and is a predicted model, not a curated record.